Toxorhynchites rutilus septentrionalis is the source of this 1479-nucleotide messenger RNA. RefSeq names its product RAB6-interacting golgin (gene Gorab). Lineage: Eukaryota; Metazoa; Arthropoda; Insecta; Diptera; Culicidae. The record is from RefSeq and is a predicted model, not a curated record. The transcript is spliced from 4 exons. The annotation marks the transcript as partial. Gene Ontology annotation, biological process: non-motile cilium assembly.
AAUUUGUGCGAAUCAAACAUUAAAAAGCAACAAAUCUUCCGUGUUAAAAUGUCCAAGCCUUUUGUUGGGUUCUCUGACGACGAUAUCUACAAAAUCAAGCGCCAAACAAAUGGGAAAGAUUCCGGCAAACAUAUUUCGCGACCCCACCAAAAGCCCGUGCGGUUUGGCGAAAAGAUAGCUGCACCGACAAUGGCUCAACCGAAAGAGCUCGUGAAGCCGAAUGUCACUGACAGCAGCAUAACCACCAGUUGCGUCGAUUCUAGCAUUUACCCCAAUCAUCCCAUUCAACAGGCGGUUGCUUUCAAACCGUUACCGCUGAUGAUGAACGCACCGGAAGAUGAAUCCAUUUUAAUACUGCCAACGCAGCUACCGGUGGUUACUGGUGCUACAGGAAAUUUUCGCUCUAUCGCGGAGGGAGCAACACUUACCGGAAUACCGGCUUCCACUCCAAUGGAUAGGAAUAUACCCGAUACAGUAACUCCGUUCAAGGGAAUGUCACUGAAAGACUUCGAGCAACAAAGGAGACUGAUGCAGGAACAGAACAAGCAGAAGCGGGCGAUGCUCCAGAAAACGAUAGACCAACAUGCGCAGAAGACUGCCGCAGAAGCCAGUAAACUUCAGGAAAUUAGAACAGAAUUGGCAAAAUUGGACACCGAGCUCGCGUCGGAUGUUUCGAUACUGCGAAAACAAAUUGAUGCUGCAAGUUUACAUUUUUCCAACGUGGAAAAAAACUACCUCAGUAUUGAGAACCUUUUCCUGAAGGCGAAGGUCGAACUGCAUCAGGCUCAUGAACGGAAGGAGAUGCUAACGGAGCAUUUGUGCACUAUAAUUUCGCACAAUGAAGAGCGUAAAGCGAAACGGCUUUCGGAACUCAUGGAAAAAGUAGGCCUCUCUGUGAACGGAGAUUUCGACGACACCAUUAAUACGGACGUAUCGUCCUCUCAAAUUUCGUCCACGGUUGACACACCGAAAAAAUAGUGACCUUGAGGUGCUUUGCCUUGAUGAACCAAUUUUAACGUACUAAUUCCUGUUUUCACGCUACAAGUAACCAAAAACUCAAAGAUGGAGCUGCAGCAGAGGACGUAAUCCGCUUCAUGAUCUUAUGAAAAGUCUUGCAAUAAUAUUGUACUGUUUCUUUUUAAGUUUAACUUUUAUAUGUAACUGUUGAAUAUUGUGGAAUUGUAUUUUUAGCAGAUAUUCGUUGUUUACCUUUUCCAGAGGCAAUAGUAAUUGUUCGUGCAAAUCUAUAACGGAUAUCUGUUUCUUUGACAAACAUUGUUUCGGAACAAGUUCAAUGUGUUUUAUCAACCGGUUACAAAUAUUAAAUAGCCUUCGUUCGGUGCUGAACAAAAUAUAUAUAUUCUUUUAUCUCCGAGAAAUACACUCAACUACAAACGGACAAUAAAACGUGAUAGCAAGUAAAUAAGUAUUGUAACGCAUUUUAUAUAAUUAUUCUAAUAAAAAUUUUUAUGACAUCAA